Messenger RNA from Penicillium diatomitis, 456 nucleotides. RefSeq lists its product as uncharacterized. The transcript has 3 exons. The coding region runs from base 1 to 456 and encodes 151 amino acids. The record is from RefSeq and is a predicted model, not a curated record. NCBI's taxonomy places the organism in Eukaryota, Fungi, Ascomycota, Eurotiomycetes, Eurotiales, Aspergillaceae.
AUGAAGGCCACUCUUAUCUCUUUCGGUGCGCUUGUUGGGCUGGCCGCGGCUCAAAAUGCCAUCGUGAACAACCAUUGCGAUUCCACUGUCUACGUGCAGUCUUUCCCAUAUGAUGGCAGCGCCCCCGGACCUCUCACGGCUGUUCCCAAGGGUGGCACUUUCUCUGAAAAAUUCAGACCAUCGGGUUCCACCGUGAAGAUUGGAAAAUUGAAGACGCUUCAGGCUCCCCUCUUCUUUGGCUAUUCUUUCUCAUCAAACCCGGACUACGCCUAUUAUGAAUUCAGCACGCAAUUCGGCAAUCCGUUCGCCGCGCAGCCUAACUCCCUGAGCCCCGGAGAGGGCUGUGAAGCAUUCGACUGUGCAGCCAAUGACGCUGCCUGCUACAGUACGCCCGCUCACAAGAAGGUUUAUGGAUGCCCCCAGCCUGUUGAUCUUACUGCCGACCUGUGCCAGUGA